AUCUUCAAUCAAACCGUUCACUUUCGUCCCCAACAUAUCCCGAAGUUUGUUCGAAUACCCGACCUACCCAACGAAGCCGUGCUUGCCUGAGUGAUGUCCUCCGCUCGAGGCCAACGCAUCGAAGCAAACUGCAAGAUCAUCUGGGGCGCGGACUGCGAAUACGACCUCGAUAACGAAACCGAUGACUAUGUCCACUACAUGGCCCACGUGAAAAAGGACUUUGGGGUUUCGUUUGGGCCACCACUGGCGAUGACCGGCCUCUGUGGUUCGAGCGAAGCUGCUUUGGCGGAAUUGGACAGAAUGCUAGAAUUAUGGGCGAAGCAGGUGAAGCGCGGAACGCCAAUGACAAAGGAUGAAAGGUUGGAAAUUUUUGGUGGGCCGAAGGGGAAGCAUAAGAAGAUUUUGAGCAAGUUUAUAGAUGAGUUUGAGAAGAGAGAGCGUGCGAAGCGAGCUUAGGAUCGGGUUUGUCGCAGUUUUGGAGAAAGUCUACCGCGCAGGCCGCCCCCAAGCCACCAUCGGCGGAGCUGUUCUUCCGUGCCCGCCACUCAAAAUCUGUCGUUUCUGUAUCGUAAAUGUACACUUGUCCGGAUUGUAGUGCAUGGUUUACGGAACUCUGGCUCAGGUCCCGAUACAUAUUUUGGCUCUUGGCAAAGUUAAGCUCGCGUCUUCCGGCUCAAGCCUUGCGUCUCAGACGCAUUAUCAC
Trematosphaeria pertusa is the source of this 703-nucleotide messenger RNA. RefSeq lists its product as uncharacterized. The coding region runs from base 94 to 456 and encodes 120 amino acids. The record is from RefSeq and is a predicted model, not a curated record. NCBI's taxonomy places the organism in Eukaryota, Fungi, Ascomycota, Dothideomycetes, Pleosporales, Trematosphaeriaceae. The transcript has 2 exons.